Eutrema salsugineum is the source of this 583-nucleotide messenger RNA. RefSeq lists its product as uncharacterized. Lineage: Eukaryota; Viridiplantae; Streptophyta; Magnoliopsida; Brassicales; Brassicaceae. Bases 114 to 356 code for a protein of 80 amino acids. The record is from RefSeq and is a predicted model, not a curated record. The transcript is spliced from 2 exons.
CCUCAAUUUUCCCACAUUUUCUCUUCAUCUGCCUACGGUUUCAGAUUUUCCGUUGAAAGAGGAAAAAAAAAAAAGAGUCCACGAAUUUGGGAAAUUUGAAGAGUCAGACUGACAUGAAGAAAUCUGGAAUCCUCGCAGCCUCCAUCUCUGCCGCCGCUUCCGCCACCGCAGUCACCGCCACCGCCGCCACCAACACCUCCGUCUCAUUCUCUUUGUCGGAAUCCAAUCUUUCUCGUCAGGAUUCAAAGGAAAAACAGAGAAAGAAAAAUGGUUCGGAAGAUGAAGGAGAUGAAAAGUUUGCUCCAAGGUUUGAUGGGUUAAGAUUCAUCGAGACGCUUGUUACUGCUCACCGAUAACCUUGCAUUUUCCGAUUUGCAAUAUUUUCUAUUGUUUAGCCAUUUGAUCAACAACAACAAAAUUACUGAUUUUAAAGUUUCCGGUGAUGUCUAAAAAAAAGUUUCGGUUUUUCUAUUUCCACCUCACUAUAGUAGCUUUGGAUUAAAGUGUAACACUUUUGAAACCUUUUAUACACCACCAAAAGGCAUGUAUGUUUUACGAGAUUCAUGUUCUUUUUUUCAUUUUC